This is a messenger RNA of Diorhabda sublineata, 1371 nucleotides long. It is a transcript of the gene Kaz, whose product is annotated as E3 ubiquitin-protein transferase MAEA. The record is from RefSeq and is a predicted model, not a curated record. Gene Ontology annotation, biological process: proteasome-mediated ubiquitin-dependent protein catabolic process. Lineage: Eukaryota; Metazoa; Arthropoda; Insecta; Coleoptera; Chrysomelidae. The coding region runs from base 72 to 1259 and encodes 395 amino acids. The transcript is spliced from 7 exons. Gene Ontology annotation, cellular component: nucleus; cytoplasm; GID complex. Gene Ontology annotation, molecular function: ubiquitin protein ligase activity; protein binding.
GACAUUAACUUGACAUAUCAGCUGGUUUCGAUGUCUGGAAUUUUAUUUAUGUUUUUAUAAAGACAUUAAAAAUGGCAGAUAUAAAGUCUUUAGAACAUCCUACGUUAAAAGUACCUUACGAAAUUCUAAAUAAGAAGUUUAGAACGGCUCAAAAAGCGAUAGAUCGCGAAGUGUCUCACGUACAACAACAAGCGAAUCUCAUAGAGGAAACUCUAGAAGAAUCCGCGGUUAAAUCCAAAGAUAUUUCUAGUCUUCUCGGUGGUAUGGUGGAAAAACUUCAAGUUUUGAAACGUAAAGCCGAAGAAAGCAUCGCCGAGGAGUUGGUGGCUUCCAGCGUGUGCAAAAGGAGAUUGGAGCAUUUGAAGGAGCAUUGCACCGUCGCCUCAAAUGGAAACGUGUCUCAAGCUGCUCUGAACCAAUGGAGACGUAAACGUCUGGAUAGAAUGGUCGUGGAGUAUUUUUUGAGGAACGGGUAUUACAAUGCCGCCAUAACUCUCGCAGAUAGAUCUGAUAUAAAGGAUUUGACGAACAUCGAUAUUUUUUUGACUUCGAGAGAAGUCGAAAAGUCUCUGGCCAACAAAGAAACGAACAAAUGUUUGGCUUGGUGCCAUGAUAACAAAUCGAAAUUGCGCAAAUUGAAAUCGAAUAUGGAAUUUAAUGUGCGGGUACAGGAAUUCGUCGAAUUGAUACGUUGCGAUAGGAGAAUGGACGCCGUUAAACACGCCAGAAAAUAUUUUCCAGGUUUCGAAGACGAACAUUUGACGACUAUCAAACAAGUUAUGGCUUUACUCGCUUUUCCCGUCAAUACAGAAAUCGAACCUUACAAGGCCCUUUUCGACGAAAAAAGAUGGGAUACGUUGAUCCAACAAUUCCGUCAAGAAAAUUAUCGACUGUUCCAAUUAGCUUCCCAAUCUGUCUUCACCGUGGCCCUACAGGCGGGUCUGUCAGCACUCAAAACCCCUCAGUGUUAUUCGGAAAGUGGGGAGAAUAGGAAUCCCACGUGUCCGGUAUGUCAGCCAUAUUUGAACGAGCUAGCGGAUUGUUUGCCUUUCGCCCAUUGUUCGCAGAGUCGUUUGUAUUGCCAUAUUAGCGGAUUGCCCAUGAACGAAAAUAAUCCGCCCAUGAUGUUACCCAACGGACAUAUAUACGGUGAACAGGCGUUAAUGGAAAUGGCACGUCAGAACAACGGUCAAGUAAUCUGCCCGAAAACGAAAGAAGUUUUCCAAUUUAUGAAAGUCGAAAAAGUGUUUGUAAUGUAAUUGUGAUAAGUUCAUAGCUAAAUAUUGAAAUUUCGCUACGACAUUUUCUCCUUUUUUUUUUUUCAUUGUAACAUGUAAAUACUUAUCUAUUAUUCUCAUAAACGUUUCAAUU